This is a messenger RNA of Bursaphelenchus xylophilus (pine wood nematode), 674 nucleotides long. Lineage: Eukaryota; Metazoa; Nematoda; Chromadorea; Rhabditida; Aphelenchoididae. The record is from the annotation of a GenBank genome assembly.
AUGACAGAGUAUAAAACUCUUCACGGACCAAUAAUUUGUUGUUGACCACAAGAUCCCAUCUAUAGAUCGCGCAGUUGAUCAGUACGAGAAAAAGUAAGUUCCCUUUUAUUUCCCAAAAAAAUAAUUAUUUUUGCGAACUGCGCCCGAAAAAACAACGUUUGCUUUUUUUUGCCAUACGCUGGUGAAUUUCGCGGGUAUAGUAUAAUAUAAUUGUAGAAGAUAGUGGUAGAACUAGCUGUAAAGUCGCGUGUAAACGUCUUUCAGCUUCAUUUUUUUCUGGACCUCCAUGACUUUACAGUUUUUUUGAGUUUUUCCCCAUUUUUUAUCUAAAAUAUAAUUUUAUCCUUUUAUUUUCAGCCAAUGCCAAGUCCAGGAAGGCAUAAAACAAAGGUGGAGCACCCUAGCCCCCCGAAUGAGCCCGGGGGGCCUUCGGAAAAUCAAAAAGGGUGCUCACCUUUUGUUUCCGGCCCUGGUGUGGACGUUUCUGGUCGAACCGGAGCACCCCGGCCCUCCGCUUCACUCGGGGGGCCUUCUGGAAAAUCACGGGUGCUCGGCAAGACCAGAUAAAGUAAAAUUUUGUUAUUUUGGACCUUGAUUUAAGCUGAAAUGAUACAAUCUAAUUCUAUUUUCAGAUGGAGAUCAGUCCGAACCGAAGUGGGCACCCUCGCCCCUGA